AUGUCCUUGGAGCAGCAGGAUCUAGCAGUUCCCAGUGACGUGGGCACAUUUGGGGCUUUGGCGCCCUACGGUGGAAAGGAGGAGGAGCAGCUAGAAAAGCAGAAGCUUAGAAAAGGUGGGAAUGUGGACUUGAAUGCAGGCCUGUCUGAUUCCAGAGCCACAGCCUUGAGUAGGCAAGGAGGCUAUGAUUAUCUAAGACGUGCCCAGGGUAGCAGUACCUUAUGCAAACUCUUUGCCCGUUUUCUACCCCUUGUAGGAAACGUGGUGUUUGGAGAGCCCAUCACUGCCAGCCUUGGCACAGAUGGAACCCAUUACUGGAGCAAGAACUGGGCCAAGGCAGCUGCAUUUGUGACAUCCCCACCUCUGAGUCCUGACCCGACCACUCCUGACUACAUCAACUCCUUGCUGGCCAGUGGGGACCUGCAGCUCUCAGGCAGUGCCCACUGCACCUUCAGCACCGCCCAGAAAGCGAUCGGGAAGGACAACUUCACGGCCAUUCCUGAAGGCACCAAUGGGGUGGAGGAGCGGAUGUCUGUCAUCUGGGACAAGGCGGUGGCCACAGGGAAAAUGGAUGAAAACCAGUUUGUGGCUGUGACGAGCACAAAUGCUGCAAAGAUCUUCAACCUGUACCCCCGCAAGGGAAGGAUAUCUGUGGGUUCCGACAGCGACCUGGUGAUCUGGGAUCCAGAUGCUGUGAAGAUCGUCUCUGCCAAGAACCACCAGUCGGCUGCGGAGUAUAACAUCUUUGAAGGCAUGGAGCUGCGCGGGGCUCCCCUGGUGGUCAUCUGCCAGGGCAAGAUCAUGCUGGAGGAUGGCAGCCUGCACGUGACCCAGGGGGCUGGCCGCUUCACCCCCUGCAGCCCCUUCUCCGACUAUGUGUACAAGCGCAUUAAAGCCCGGAGGAAGAUGGCAGACCUGCACGCCGUCCCGAGGGGCAUGUAUGACGGCCCGGUGUUUGACCUGACCACCACGCCCAAGGGGGGCACCCCCGCAGGCUCCACCCGGGGCUCCCCCACUCGGCCGACCCCACCCGUGAGGAACCUCCAUCAGUCGGGAUUUAGCCUGUCAGGUGAGUCGGAAAAGCUGAUGGUGACCCUUAAUGAGAAAGGGAGGAGAGAAGGGGGAAGGGGACUCAGUGCUCCAAGCUAACGGUGGUCCUUGGAG
Messenger RNA from Myotis lucifugus (little brown bat), 1164 nucleotides. Its product is annotated as dihydropyrimidinase-related protein 3. The transcript has 6 exons. The record is from RefSeq and is a predicted model, not a curated record. Gene Ontology annotation, molecular function: hydrolase activity, acting on carbon-nitrogen (but not peptide) bonds, in cyclic amides. Gene Ontology annotation, biological process: actin crosslink formation. Lineage: Eukaryota; Metazoa; Chordata; Mammalia; Chiroptera; Vespertilionidae. Gene Ontology annotation, cellular component: cytosol. Bases 1 to 1149 code for a protein of 382 amino acids.